Coniophora puteana RWD-64-598 SS2 is the source of this 300-nucleotide messenger RNA. RefSeq lists its product as uncharacterized. The transcript has a single exon. Lineage: Eukaryota; Fungi; Basidiomycota; Agaricomycetes; Boletales; Coniophoraceae. The record is from RefSeq and is a predicted model, not a curated record. The annotation marks the transcript as partial.
GCAUACGGCACCCUCCCGCGCCCCGUCCGUGCCGCAUGCGACGCGCUCACCGACCGCAUCGAGGCGAGCCCGGACGGGUUCAUCAAGCUCGACACGGCGGGCGUGCUCGCGGACGCGCGGCGGCGCGUCGCGGGGUUUGUGCACGUCGAGCACGACGAGCUCGUGCUCGUCCCGAAUACGUCGCACGGCGUUGCGGCGGUUUUGCGGAGCUUUGAGUGGGAGGAGGGGGGUGUGCUUAUUGGAGGUGCGUGCCUAUGCAUCUGGGCUGCAUUCGUACCAACGCUGAGGGUUGGUUGCUAA